UUUAACCUCUGGUUUAUGUUCUGUCUGCAGGUGGAGGAAUCAGGCCUUUCUCUGUCAGCACUGCAGACCAGAUCGCCUCUGAUUUCACAUCUCACUUCCGCCUGCCAAGCUGUCUGAUAUGUCGGGACCCGUGCCGAGCAGGGCCAGAGUUUACACGGAUGUGAACACACACAGACCCCGGGAGUACUGGGACUAUGAGUCGCAUGUUGUUGAGUGGGGAAAUCAAGAUGACUACCAGCUAGUUCGAAAAUUAGGCCGAGGCAAAUACAGUGAAGUAUUUGAAGCCAUCAACAUUACAAAUAACGAAAAAGUAGUUGUUAAAAUUCUCAAGCCUGUUAAAAAGAAGAAAAUCAAGCGUGAAAUCAAGAUCUUAGAGAACUUGCGAGGCGGUCCCAAUAUAAUCACCCUUGCAGAUAUAGUAAAAGAUCCUGUGUCUCGAACACCCGCUCUGGUUUUUGAACAUGUAAACAACACAGACUUUAAGCAAUUAUACCAGACAUUAACAGAUUAUGAUAUUCGAUUCUACAUGUAUGAGAUUUUGAAGGCUCUAGAUUACUGCCAUAGCAUGGGAAUCAUGCACAGAGAUGUCAAACCUCACAACGUCAUGAUUGACCAUGAGCACAGAAAGCUUAGACUAAUAGACUGGGGUUUGGCUGAAUUCUAUCACCCUGGCCAAGAGUACAAUGUCAGAGUGGCUUCCAGAUAUUUCAAAGGACCUGAACUUCUUGUAGAUUAUCAGAUGUAUGAUUACAGUCUGGAUAUGUGGAGCUUGGGUUGCAUGUUGGCUAGUAUGAUAUUCCGAAAGGAGCCAUUUUUCCAUGGCCAUGACAACUAUGAUCAGCUGGUGAGGAUAGCCAAGGUGCUGGGGACAGAAGAUCUGUAUGACUACAUUGAUAAAUACAACAUUGAGCUGGAUCCACGUUUCAAUGACAUCUUGGGCAGACACUCCCGUAAGCGAUGGGAGCGCUUUGUCCACAGUGAGAACCAACAUCUGGUGAGUCCAGAAGCGCUGGAUUUCUUAGACAAGCUGCUGCGAUAUGAUCAUCAGUCACGACUCACAGCAAGAGAAGCCAUGGAACACCCCUACUUCUAUCCCAUUGUGAAAGACCAGGCUCGGAUGGGCCCGUCCAACAUGCCGGGUGGCAGCACUCCUGUCAGCAGUGCGAGCAUGAUGUCAGGGAUUUCUUCAGUGCCAACACCUUCACCCCUUGGACCUCUAGCAGGCUCACCUGUCAUCUCUGCCACCACCACCCUGGGGAUGCCAGUUCCAGCUGCUGCAGGCGCCCAGCAGUAGUGAUGGGCUCUGUCUCCUGCUGCCUGAGCUGAGUCAGGUUUCGAGCUGGUGGCUACUUAAAGCUGGAAAAAUCAGACUGCGCCAAGUCCGAUCCCACAUCUUCACCCACCAUCCCCUCCCUCACGUGCCAUGUGGUGAGAAUACCAGUUACCUCACAGUCUUGUAAAUAUGCACUGAGAGGAAGGAGCGAGGAGACGUUAACUUAAACUGAAAUGGUAGAUCAGUAAUUGUGGACAAAUAUUAUCAUUGACAACGGAAAAGCACCCUUGUUACAGCCCUGCUACCCCUUGCUGUGUAUAUAUACUUUGUCCUUCAUAUGUGAAAGAUCCAGUGUUGGAAUUCUUUGGUGUAAAUAAACAUUUGGUUUUAUUUAUCGAGGUUAGAUUUAAGUUCCCUGUGUAGAGGCCUCCCUGGGGUGGUCAUACACUGACAUAGGAGUGGUGACAACGACAUGUGCGCUGGGCAGGCCAUGUCCCUGUCACACCCAUGGGGAGCAGUGCAGAGAAGCCUUACACAGAUGUCACAAGCCAAAGUAUCUCCUGGGAGAAGGAUCUUUUGCCGUAACAAAAAACCCUCCUAUUCUGUCUUAGCCAUGAUGGUGGGGAACUGAGAUGAUGAACCAAUUAUUAGGUGUUUGUGCCUGUUGCCACUCACUGGAUUUCUGUGACUUGUUUUCAGUCACCUAAUGCUAGGGUGGCUCAGCUGGUGUGGCUGCAGGCACAAUGGCAUCUGUCCCUCUCAGUGACCUCUCAUCCCAAAGCCAUUGCACCAGUUGUUCCUCUGGACACUGAGUGAUCUUCCCGUUCUUCAGUGGGUGCUGAUGCCUUGGCCUGCAGCUCCUGCUUGUCCCAGGUACCCAUCCCUCAUCUGUUCUUGGGAGAGGAUGGACAUGUGCUUCCACAUUGCUUAGUUAAUUUUAGGAUGGAGUAUGUGGGCUGGAUUAAACUGAUGUGUGGGACAUGGAACACUGCCCCUUCUGUGAGGAUUGCCAGCAGGGAGAUGAGGUUUUUCACAUACACCAGGAUAGCUUUCUCCUCCAUGCCUUCAUCCAGUGGAAAUCCAUUGUACUUAAUCUUUUAUAUCCUAAAGUGAUGUGAAAGUUGGACUGUGUUGACUGUUACCUCAAUGUGCUGUAACGUAAAAGCACCCAGUAUGAC
This is a messenger RNA of Ficedula albicollis (Collared flycatcher), 2451 nucleotides long. It is a transcript of the gene CSNK2A1, whose product is annotated as casein kinase 2 alpha 1. NCBI's taxonomy places the organism in Eukaryota, Metazoa, Chordata, Aves, Passeriformes, Muscicapidae. The record is from RefSeq and is a predicted model, not a curated record. The coding region runs from base 119 to 1294 and encodes 391 amino acids. Gene Ontology annotation, cellular component: nucleus; protein kinase CK2 complex; cytosol. The transcript is spliced from 13 exons. Gene Ontology annotation, molecular function: ATP binding; protein serine/threonine kinase activity. Gene Ontology annotation, biological process: protein phosphorylation.